UCCAGACCACACUGCCCACAGUGACCACAGUUUCUCCACCCGUCUUUCUGACGUUCUCAUACUGGCUGAACAGUGGUGUUCAGCCCGGGGUGGACAAGGACCUGGUGGCGAUGUGCCAACAGCUCAUGACGAAUUACGAGGACGGGAAAUGCAACCUCACGUUCACUGAGUCCAACGGCCAGAAGAAGUUCACCUCGGCAGAGAUCUCAGGCAAAGUGAAGCCCACCAUCAUCAACCAAGUGUCUGAAGACAUACACUCCCAGAAGUCGCAUUAUAAAAUGACCCUGAUGAUCAUUUUGGGCACGUGUCUCCCUCUGGUGGUCAUGCUCGUGGUCUUCGUCUUGUGUGUGUCCCACCGCUGCAAGCCCUACAGCGAGACCCAGCGGCCCCUGACGGACGAGCUGCAGGCGGUGGAAAACGGUUACCAUGACAACCCGACUCUGGAGGUGAUGGAGGUGCAGGGGGUGGAGCCGGAGAAGAAGAUGGCGUUGAACCUGAACGGCGAGUUUAACGACAGCUGGAUCGUUCCCAUGGACAACUUGCUGAAGGACGACGGCCCGGACGAGGAGGACACACACCUGUGAGGGCGGGGCCGGGCGCACACUGAUGAUGUCAGCGCCGCACACGGACGAGCUCACCGUCCAGGAGGAGUGACAUCAUCAGCGUGAGACUCGCACUGCAAACAAUGAAAAACUACAAGAGUUUAAAUGAGAACAACACUUUCUGAACAAAGUCAUUACAUAGCCCUGGUUCAGGAAGUACAUUUCCCGUUCAUUUUCCACAUGGACUUUCUAAAAUAUUGUAUAUUCAAGGUUUAAAAGCUCAGGGAUAAUCUGCUCUCUGGUAUAAACCGCUAAAUCAUUCAAAUAUUUGGCUGAAGUUCUUAUGAGCCUUUUGGCUCAAAACAACCACACUGUACUGGAGCAAAGCAGUCAGUCCAUCAGUCAGUGAAGUACGUCUGUUGGCGUCGCCAUGUUUGUUUUGGUUUGUUUGGACGCUUUACCUUUGACGUGAUUAGUCCACUCGCACCUGGGUGGAUUUGAACCUCACGGGGGGGCGCUCUCCAAGAUGGACUCUCAUGAGUUUGUGACACCAACAUGUGAGAGUCCAUCUUGGAGGUUAAGAUGAAACAUUACAUUGCUUUAAUAAAGCUUCACUGGUCAAACCCUUUAGUAAGAUGGAUCUGAAUUCAGAUCAUUUAAGCUCAUUUAAACUCUUGUGUUCAUGUUUUUUGGUGCAUCUGUGGAGUCGACGUCAGGACUCACUGGUGAAUCAGCAGAAAGGACAGAAUGGACUUCCAUCAGGACUUCCAUCAGGACUCACAGUGCCUUCAGAAUAAACCUAAUUUUCAUCAAAGGGACUUAGGCAUUUGAUAAAUGUAUAAAUUAUUCAUUACAAAUAGAUUUUGUUUGUCCCAAAAACUUACAGAUCAGCGCCUUAUCUGUGAACUGUUCAUUUUGGUGUUUCUCUGUGGAGCGCCCCCUCAUGCCAGUUGUGAAGCCUUGGCCUGAGUGUGUGUGGCUCAUGUGAAGCCUGUUAUGUUUGAGAGUUCAGCUGUUGGGCUGAUGUAGACGAUAGACAGAGAAGGGUCUGAACCCCAGUGUUUUAGAAACAGUCAAAGCUUUAAACUUCUUUAAACGGAGGAUUCUGAAAAAUGGACAUUUGGAGCUUUCUAUCAUGUUAUAACGUCUCCUCAUCAAAAACACAUCUGAAGAGGUCUUAGAGUCAUCCAUGCAUGUUUGAGUCAUCUAGUGAUCUCUCCUGGGACCCUCCUUACGGUUAGCAGUACUAGUCUGUAUGAGGCUCCGCCCACAGCCUUACAUCCCCCAUGCCCCACUCGACAAUCCUCCAUAAAUAAACAAAAACGUGACACACUGUCGACAGUGGUGUCACAAACCUGAUGUGACGUGCAGGAGUUUCAUUAGCAGGAUCCACACUGAGUGUGUUGUGAUAGUGCUCUGAAGGGGGAGUGUUUAGCACGAGCAGCAUAAUUAUUUCACAUUUUGAUGACUUUAAACCACAAUAUUGAUCUAAAAGGCCAUUUCACACAUUUUCACGUUGAUGUUUUUAUUUUUGAGAAAUUACUUCACUUUCUGUUUGACUUGAGAUCUAAAUAACAAACAGUGAGUGCAGAGCUGUGGGCGGAGAUAGGGGGUAGGUGAAAACUGAAUUUUUUUGAAUGCUCAAGCCUCAAAUGCAGAACAAAACAAGAUUACUCAAACAUACUCCUAUAUGAUAAUGAAGAGAGUAAACCACCAGAACACGACUGACAGCUCUGAAAAGUCGAUUUUGCAGAUGAUGUCUUUUUAAAGGGGCCGUGUUACACUAUUUUCUGAUCUAUGUUCUAAUGUUCCUCCUCCAAAACACACCUGGAGUUGUGUUUGUUUCAUUCAUACAUGUUGGAUUAACAACUACAUUGCCAAAGCUCUAAAUUCUCUGUUCCACCUUGUGAUGUCAUGAAGUGGUGGUAUUUAAAUGAACAGCUCUUUUUACCUUUAGUUCAGUAGAGAUUGGCAACUCCAGAGCUGAAAUGAUCCAAAUGAUUCUAGUGACGCUGUGGGGAGUUUAAAAACACAAUGGAGCACUUCCUGUUUUACCACAUGACAUCACAAGGUGGAACAGAGUGUUUUCGGUUUUGAGAGAAGAAAAUAGUGUGACAUUUGCCCUUUAAGACAAACCUCCUUUUCUUACUAACAUAUUUAUUCAAAAGACAAAACUGUUUUUGUGGUUUGAAACUGAGAACACUGGACCGCCUGGUAACAUCACUGGAGUUUUAAACCAGAUGCCCUCCCUGAUGCAACCAGCUACAUUUCUGUGACCAAACAGGGCGAUGCAGGGGGAGUUUCUACCUGCUGGGGCGGGAUUGGAACCUGUAACCCUCUGGUCACUGGGCAAAUGAGUAGUGGAGUCCCAUUGCUCUGGACUGUGCAGAGCCCCACAUGGGAAGAAAUAAGAACACAGAUAAAGCAGCCAUUUAAAUUAUGUUUGUUUAUAGAUGUUAUUUUUGUCGUGAACACUGGUGGAGUUUGUUUGACUUUUAUUUUUUAAUGUUGAAAAUAUCGAGGACUCAGAAUCAAAGUGAAAAAGUGACAUUCUGGCUGAAAAAAUUAUUCAAAACUAUUCAAAAUUUGAGUCAAGUUCUAUUAAAAACUAUAGAUUGUUUAUAUAAAUGGACAUCACGAUUCGCUCUUAUAACUGCCGCCUCGAUGAGCUUCACUUGACUGGAGCUGAACACUCACUCAAAAAGAUAGAAACACAAAAAAGAAAUGUAGUUUUUAAGUCAGGAUGGUAUACACGUUACACUGUCGACACAUUUAUAACACGUAUAAUGAAAAACACGUUCAAAUUUGUAAAUUAUUCAGUAGUGUCAUAGUACUUGAAACGUAUCCACGCUGGCGCCACCUAGUGCCUCCGCUCAAUUUCAUUUCUGUCCAGCGAUUAGGUCAGGAAUCAAGUGGAAGUGCGAGUUUGGGCACCAGCCAAUCAGUGAAGAGUCAGACAUUCUGUGUUGGCAACAAUUCCCGAGAUCGAAGAUUUAAAGCUGGAAUAAAGAGAAAAUGAAUGAAUGAAUGAAAGAGAAUUUUUUCAAGGGGAAAGUUAUUGUCCUACUUCCUACGGGAUUUGGGAAAAGUUGAACAUACCAGUUAGACCCGUUAGCGGUGCAUUCCAUACAUCACAACCACAUAGCAGCAGCCAGUUAAAUGAAAAAAAGUUCCCACAUUCCGUCGAGUGAACGAAUUCUAAUGCUGCCAGGUCAGACUGACGAAUCAGGCUACUUGAACCCGGCCUCGAGACUGCUUUUUUACGGUCUUGGUCUUGUCUCCGACUCAAGGUCAUUUGGACUCACUCUUAUUUCGGUCUUGAAGGCUCUUGGACUCGGUCUUGUCUUGGUCUUGAAGGCUCUCGGUCUUGUCUCGGUCUUGAAGGCUCUCAGUCUCAGUCUUGUCUCGGUCUUGAAGAAUCUCGGUCUCGGUCUUGUCUCGGUCUUGAAGCCUUUCAGUCUCGGUCUUGAUGGAGGUUGGACUCGGUCUUGUCUCAGUCUUGAUGGAGGUUGGUCUUGGUCUUGCCUCGGUCUUGAAGGCUCUUGGUCUUGGUCUUGCCUCGGACUCGAGGUCUGACACUGGAUGAGUGUGAUCAUAUUUCAUUAUGGCUGGUAAAUGAAAACCAAUAAGAGAAUGUCACUGUAAAAGUUAUGAACUUGAAAAAACCUACUUUGAAACUUUGAAGGUGUUUUCUAAAAAGUACCAGUGGAAGUUCUCUUAAAGAAUUGGUGAGGAUCCAAAAAAGGAGUGCUUAAGUCUGUUUCAGUGCAGUGCAGUUUGCUCGGCUUAUUUUAAGCCUAAAUAAACAUUAAUCAGAUCAAAUGGAGAUAGAUUUACUGAUAUCUCGACUCUCAGAGGUCUUGGUCUUGUCCUGGUCUCUGGACUCUGUGGUCUUGUCCUGGUCUUGGUCUCGUUUAGUGCCAGUCUUGACUACAACACUGUUAUUCAGUUUGGUACCAAAUAUGCUUUAUUCACGCUUACCGGAAAACGCUGGAAACAUGCGGAUGACGACUUCCGGUGUAGUUAAACAGAUAAAACCCUGGAUUCAGCAGCAGCGUCUUCACAACCUGCCAAAGCUUUACAUGAGGGACGAGACUCUAAUCAGAUCUUUAACAUCAUUUACAGACAACUGAUUGGAACUGUUGACCUGCCAAACAUAAGGGAACACUAUAAUGACGUCUUUUUUGACAAAUUAUAAUCCAUAAAUUAAUCGGCAAUUUGCAAAAGGAAAAAAGAAAGAAAAUUGGGCCCAAAGGAAGUCGUCAUCUGCAUGUUUCCAAACGUUUUCCAGUUUUGUGACGUAAGCGUGAAGUAUUUCUGGUAAUGAGUUCAAAUACAUUUAAGUUUUAACACAUUUUAACAAGAAAAAGUUAUUACCACUCAUUCUAAAUCUGCAGGGUUUGUGCGUUAAAAGUGUGAAUGGAACAAAACACAACUCCAGCGUUUAACCCUUUUAAAUCAAUAGUAUAAAAAACAAGAAACUUUUUUUUUUACCCUUUAUUUUGUUUAGAAAUAAUCCUUUAAACUACUACUAAAAGAAUGGUUAUCGCAGCCUUACACAGACACACUUCCCGCAUUAAAAUGGGACUUUGCUUUAAACAAUUCUCUCAAAUUUGUGAAAAUGUUUGUAAUGUUUUGUAAUAGUUUCAGCCCAAAAUGUCACUUGUUUAUUUUGACACUCAGCCCUGAAGUGUCCACUGGAUCACACCCAGACUUCCCUUUAUUUUAAACCACUCUUGUGUAUUUACUGUCACUAUGAUCUGAGCACGUUUAAGAGUUUGUGUUUUUGAGAAUCACUUUUGUGUGUUUUUUUGUCCAAAUGUUGUUGUUGCCGUACGUGUGGUAUUUAUAACGUUUGCUCCGCAGCGAACAGCAGGGGUCUGACACACUGGAAACUGUAAAAACUUUUAUUAUUUGCAAAUAAAUGGAAUAAAAA
Boleophthalmus pectinirostris (great blue-spotted mudskipper) is the source of this 5478-nucleotide messenger RNA. RefSeq names its product podocalyxin-like (gene podxl). The transcript has 6 exons. Bases 111 to 584 code for a protein of 157 amino acids. Gene Ontology annotation, cellular component: apical plasma membrane; microvillus membrane. Gene Ontology annotation, biological process: negative regulation of cell-cell adhesion; positive regulation of cell-cell adhesion mediated by integrin; cell migration. Lineage: Eukaryota; Metazoa; Chordata; Actinopteri; Gobiiformes; Gobiidae. The record is from RefSeq and is a predicted model, not a curated record.